CGCUGGUUUUUAUGAUGCCUUCCUCACCCGUGUCCCCAGCCCGGCUUGAUCUGUCCGUGUGCCCUAGACCCCAAUUCUUGAGAGCGAGGUAAAGCAAGAAGAAGAGAGCGAAGCAGAGGAAAGAAGAGGCCGAGAACACGAGAAAAAGGGGCGAACCGGAGGGCGGUAACACUCGACGGCAGACACAGCCGCCGGCCGCAGCACGCGGUGGCCGCUGUGAAUUCACUAAGGAACCACUAGGUUUAUGCGCUGGUGGAUGUUGAAUGAUCCUCUCCAUGGACUUGAAUGCGUCUCCUUUACCUGAAGAGGAUGACGCACCUUAUGAAGAACAGGUUGAGGGUGAAAUCAUACAUGAAGAGCAUGCGGAGUCUGCUGUUACAACCAUGCGCAGGGAACGAGAAGAAAGGAAGCGUAGGUUGAAAAGAGAAAACCAAGACGAAGGCGCAAAGCGGUUCUCACAACCAAUGAGAAAUGAUUUCAUGUCUCAAAAUAGAAGUGGUAGAUCCUACGGAAGAGUUAAGGAAGUCCCUCAAGGUUGGUUGGAUUGCCCUGCAUAUGGUCAGUGCAUUGGUUAUAUUAUUCCUUCUAAAGUUCCUCUAGAUGAGACAUAUAACGAGUCUGUGGUGCCUGGCAAAAGAUAUUCUUCAAGACAAGUGAUUAAUAAGCAAAGAAGAGGGGGGCGGGAACUUGGGUUGGUGAUCGAUUUGACAAAUACUACUCGCUAUUAUUCACCAUCAGAGUGGACAAAGCAAGGUAUAAAGCAUGUUAAGAUACCAUGUAAGGGACGUGAUGCUGUGCCAGAUAAUGAGUCUGUAAACACAUUUGUUUAUGAGGUUAUGCAGUUUCUCUCCCGCCAAAAGCAUUCAAAGAAGUAUAUUCUUGUUCACUGUACUCAUGGGCAUAAUCGUACAGGGUUUAUGAUUAUCCAUUUCCUCAUGCGCUCACAGCUGUGGCAUGUCUCUGAUGCAUUACAUAAAUUUGCUCAAGCACGUCCUCCAGGGAUAUAUAAGCAGGAUUAUAUUGAGUCACUUUAUAUGUUUUACCAUGAAAGUCCUGAAAAUUUGUUCUGCCCUCCCACUCCGGAGUGGAAAAGGUCUUCUGAUCUUGAUCUGAAUGGUGUAGCUGUGCAGGAUGAUGAUGAUGAUGGCGAUACUGCAACUCUUUCACAUGAGCAUAUGGAAAACAAAAUUAUAACAAAUGAUGAUGUCUUGGGGGAUGCAAUACCAUACGACCAGCAAGACUCUCUGCGUCUGAUUUGUUACCAGUUGCUUGAUUUAACUCCUUCAGUAAGGGGAAAUGCACGAUUUCCAGGAUCACACCCUGUUUCUCUCAACAGGGACAAUCUGCAAUUAUUAAGACAGCGGUAUUAUUAUGCUACGUGGAAAGCUGAUGGGACCCGGUAUAUGAUGCUUAUUACCACACAUGGCUGUUACUUAAUUGACCGAAAUUUUUGCUUUCGAAGGGUUCAAAUGCGUUUUCCUCUGAAGAAUGUGAAUGAGGGUUUUCAUAACCUGACUUUGAUUGAUGGGGAAAUGAUUAUCGACACACUACCUGAUACAGGACUGAAGAGAAGAUAUUUAUUAUAUGAUUUGGUGGCACUUAAUUCAAAUUCUGUUAUAAAGUUGCCCUUUGCUGAAAGGUGGAAGUUACUUGAGGAGGAAGUGGUUCGGCCUCGGAAUUAUGAGAGAAAACAGUUCGAGUGUGAAGGCAAAUGUAACCCAAUUUACAGAUAUGACAUGGAACCGUUUAGCGUUAGAAGGAAGGACUUUUGGUUGUUAUCUACAGUUGUUAAGCUUCUAAAGGAGUUCAUUCCAAAGCUUUCACAUGCAGCUGAUGGCCUUGUAUUUCAGGGUUGGGAUGAUCCUUAUGUGCCUCGUACGCAUGAAGGUCUUCUAAAGUGGAAGUAUCCAGAGAUGAACUCAGUCGACUUUUUGUUUGAGGUGGGAAGUGAGAGUCGCGAGUUGCUUUUUCUUUUUGAGAGAGGUAAAAAGAAACUCAUGGAUGGGGUACGGGUUAUAUUUAGAGGCGAAGUGGAUGUCUCAUCCCUUUCAGGAAAGAUCGUUGAGUGCUCGUGGGAUCCUGACGGAGGCUGUUGGGUGUGCAUGCGAAUGAGAGCAGAUAAAACAACACCAAAUGAUAUUAACACUUACCUGAAGGUGAUGCGGAGUAUUAAUGACAAUAUCACCGAAGAAGUGCUCCUAGAUGAGAUUUCGGAGAUUGUUCGCCUCCCAAUGUAUGCAGAUAGAAUAGCACGAGCGCAUCAACAUCAGCAUCAGCAUCGACGAAGGUGAGAAUGAUUCUAUGGUGGUUUAGGACCUGAUGAUACUUCAGCCUUCUUAUGAAGUGGUAUUAUUGCCCGAGCCUUGCUAGUGUCUGGUUUCCAGUAGUUCAUGUGUAAUUAUUAGUGGUAGAUAGGAUUCUGUGAGGCUCGGACGGUGCUAAUUGUUGGUGUCCAGUCAAACCUUGUACAAGAGCCUCUUCCCCGUAUAAAAUUUUAGGCUUCAUGUAAAUCAGUUUCUUGUAUUUUUUCAUUCAUGGUUAGUCAAGAACAAAGAAGAGCAUCAACAAGGCAUAAGGGGAAGAUAACCAGCAGGAGCAUGGGUUUACCGUGCCGUGCCCAUCCAACCUUAGCAUUUCAUUUAUUGUUAAUAUGUGCAGAAAUAAUUAAUAGUAGAUGUUUGUGUUGGUUUAUUGUCUA
Molecule: messenger RNA, 2698 nt
Organism: Phoenix dactylifera (date palm)
Lineage: Eukaryota; Viridiplantae; Streptophyta; Magnoliopsida; Arecales; Arecaceae
Biological process (GO): 7-methylguanosine mRNA capping; protein dephosphorylation
Molecular function (GO): mRNA 5'-triphosphate monophosphatase activity; mRNA guanylyltransferase activity; ATP binding
Source: RefSeq, a predicted model, not a curated record